This is a messenger RNA of Linum tenue, 967 nucleotides long. The record is from the annotation of a GenBank genome assembly. Lineage: Eukaryota; Viridiplantae; Streptophyta; Magnoliopsida; Malpighiales; Linaceae.
AUCUGUUCCUUCUUUUGGAAUUUGGAUAGGGUCUUCUGCCCUCUCUGUGCUCAGAAGCUCCUGGUCAUGGCGUCCUCCUCAAUCACUUCGAAUUUUCAUACCAGCAAUCUGAGAUCUGUGUUUUGGGGCGAGAGUAGCAGAAUCUGUGUAUCUCUCACUCCAGUUCCUCGUGUGAAUUUCCCGAGGUGGAGUAUCGAAUGUAAGGAGUCAAGAAUCGGUAAGCUGCCGAUUCAAGUUCCAGUGAAUGUGACCAUCACAUUGGAAUCCCAGGAACUGAAGGUCAAGGGACCUUUGGGCGAACUCUCUAGGGUUUACCCCUCUGAAGUCAAGCUUGAGAGGCAAGAGGAUGGAACCAUUCGUGUUAAGAAGGCGACGGAGACCAGAAGGGCCAACCAAAUGCAUGGGCUUUAUAGAGGACACUUACCGACAACAUGUUGGUGGGAGUAUCGAAGGGGUUCGAGAAGAGGCUUCAGUUAGUCGGUGUUGGUUAUCGUGGAACAGUUGAAGGAAACGACUUGGUUUUAAGUCUGGGGUUUUCUCAUCCAGUCAGGAUGAAAAUUCCGGAUAACUUGAAGGUGAAGGUCGAAGAGAACACCAGAAUCAUAAUCAGUGGGUAUGACAAGUGUGACAUUGGCCUGUUUGCUGCUUCGAUUAGGCGAUGGAGGCCCCCCGAGCCGUACAAAGGUAAGGGUGUGAGGUAUGCGAAUGAGGUUGUGAGAUUGAAGGAAGGAAAAGCAGGGAAGAAGAAGUAAAUGAUUGUUUUCAUCGUUUGUUUUUGGUGUUUUUGUACUUGUAUUUGUGUUAGUGUUUCACCAACAGUAUGAUUGAGAACAUUGCGAGUAUGAUCUGCCUAAUUGAGCUUACUCUUGCUCUACUGAUACAUGGGAUCGAAUCUCAAUAGCCAGCGUGGUGAUGUAUACAUCAUUCUUUUGGAUUUCAUAAAGGAGCACAAAAAACUGUUAACAAA